Messenger RNA from Entamoeba nuttalli P19, 1089 nucleotides. Its product is annotated as RhoGAP domain containing protein. Gene Ontology annotation, cellular component: cytoplasm. Bases 1 to 1089 code for a protein of 362 amino acids. The record is from RefSeq and is a predicted model, not a curated record. Lineage: Eukaryota; Evosea; Mastigamoebida; Endamoebidae. The transcript has 2 exons. Gene Ontology annotation, biological process: regulation of GTPase activity; signal transduction.
AUGUCAUCCCAAGUAAAAGGUGACAGUUUAAAAAUUAUUAGAAAUGUAUUUUCUAAAGUUAAUGCUAUUAAAAGUGAUACAAUCACUGCUUCUAUUAGAGGAGAAAAUGAUUCUAUUCAAGAAUUUAGAAUUGAUAUUAUAUUAAAUCAUAUUUUAUUUACAGGAACAUUAGGCGUAUUAUCAUCAAGUUUAAGUACACCUAAUUCUUGUAAUAGUCCAUUUAUUGGAAUGAAACCACAUAAAAGUGAUAUAGUACUAUUAGAAAAAGCUCAAAUAUUUGCAGUUCCAUUAAUUUCAUCAAUGAACUAUAACGUUGUUGAAAGUACUAUUGCUAUAAGUGGAAUAUAUGGUAUUCCUAUUAUUACUAUGGAUAACACAAAUACUCCUCAUCUUAAAGUUGCAGAAAAAUUAGUUAUUACAAGAGCAUCAAAUGAAUUUAUUCAAAAAACUACGAUUAUAUUAGAUAAUAUUAAUAAAUUUGAACAACCAAUUCUUUCUAUUCCAUAUAUUCCUUUAUUCGGUCAACCUUUAAAAAAUGUUAUGUUAUGUCAUAGACCUUUAGAUAACCUUCAAGUCCCUUAUUUUGUUUUUACUGCUUCAAGAUAUCUUGAAAAUUGUGCUACAAAUGAAGUUGGAAUAUUUAGACUAUCUGGAGAUGCAAAAGAAAUGAAAAUAAUUAGAAAAAGUAUUGAAGAAGGUGUUGAAGUUGAUUGGACUCAAUAUAAUAUUCAUAGUAUUACUAAUAUCAUUAAACAAUUCUUUAGAGAAAUGCCUGAUGGAUUAGUUAAUUCCAUUGAUAUGAAUAUACUUAUAAAAAGUAUUGAAAAUGACUCUAAUGAAACAGACGCAUUAAUUCAUUUAAAAGAAGCUUUAAAUCAAAUAUAUAAACCUUCCCAUGAUAUAUUAGAUAUCAUUAGCCAUCUCGUUAAUAGAAUUCUUUUUUGUCAAGAAAUUACUCUAAUGAACGAAAAAAAUUUAUUAAUUUGUUUAUCUCCUUCUUUGAGAAUUCAAGCAAAAGUUUUAUCAUUGAUAUUAUUUCAUCAUGAUAAUUUGUUUGAUAAAUUUACUACAAAAUAUUCACUUAGAUAA